AUGGAACUCAUGAGGCCAAGGUCUAAACGCACACACACGCACGAUGCCAACAUUAACGGCGACAGUAACGGCAAUGACAUUCAUGAAAACGGGAGCGAUCUUGUGGCAAUAAAUUGGCCUUCAACUUGUACCCCUUCCAAGAAAUCGGGAUUGGUUAUGGCGUCUCCUUCAUCGGAAGCGACGAUCCCUGCAGAUACCCGCGGCGGAUGUUCUGCGCCGUCCUCCUUUAUGAGUCAGUUACACUUCCCUCUUUCAUUGCAUUUUGCACCUUCGCUUAGUACCGUUCAGGAUGCAUUAGGGAGAUGGAGGAAGAAGGUCGAGGAAGCGACAAGGAGGGCCGAGGAUCUAGCUGGAAACACUUGGCAGCAUUCUAAAUUGCUCAAGGACUAUGGGACAACUGCAAUGAGAUGA
Molecule: messenger RNA, 411 nt
Organism: Thlaspi arvense
Lineage: Eukaryota; Viridiplantae; Streptophyta; Magnoliopsida; Brassicales; Brassicaceae
Source: the annotation of a GenBank genome assembly